This is a messenger RNA of Cordyceps militaris CM01, 3006 nucleotides long. RefSeq names its product Ricin B lectin. The record is from RefSeq and is a predicted model, not a curated record. Lineage: Eukaryota; Fungi; Ascomycota; Sordariomycetes; Hypocreales; Cordycipitaceae. The coding region runs from base 1 to 3006 and encodes 1001 amino acids. The transcript has 4 exons.
AUGGUUCGCGCUUCCACGCUCUACACCACGCUGCUCACCGCGGCCCUCACCGCCAGCAGCCCCGUCCUCCCGCGCGCCGUCACCGAGCUCGACGACGCCGCCUUCCGCGAGGCGCAGCAGCGCGACGCCAGCGCGACGCGCGCCCUCUCCAACGUGCAGAUCAAGGCCUUUGACGGCCGCUGCCUCUUCGUCGACGCCCUGUCGGGCGACUUCCGCGCCAACCUGACGCCGCUGCAGCUCGCCGCCUGCAGCAGCCGCGCCGGCACCGGCCAGGGCUUCGAAGUCAUCACAAAGGGCACGCACAACGACCAGCCGGGCCGCGCGCUCGUCGUGAGCACCCUGACGCAGGCGUGUCUGAGCGUCGACCCCCGCAGGCCCGCCGACACGCAGGUCCAUCUGUUCUCGUGCGGCGGACGCGCAGAUGGCGGCGGCCAGGUGGCGGACUCGCAGCUGUUUGCCUUUGCGGCCGCGCAGGAGGGCCGUGCGAUGGCGCUCACGCCGCAGAACAGCCCCGGCAAGUGCCUGGUGGUCGCUGGGGACAGGGUUGUCCUUGGGGACUGCAAUGACAAGGACAACGCGCAAAAGUUUACCUUUGGUGGUGAUGCUGGCAAAGACAACGACCGUGGCGCCAACAGCAGCCAGGGCAACAAGAGCACAUCCAGCUCGGCUCCUGCUCGUGAGACACCCAGCGCUGUACUCAACAUCCCUGCAAGACUGGUAAAGUCAGUCACGACGAGCACGCCGCUCUCUCUUCCGUUUUCCACUUCCAGCGAUGCAGUGUGCAGCCAGAAAGUGGUCACCACGGUCGACACAGUCACCACCACCAUGCCAACUGCCUACAGGACAGUCAGCGCUACUGAGACUCUCUCUUCGACCGUUAAUCCCACCGGCACAUCUGCACCCGGCAAAACGGCCGUAGCCAGCGACACUGGCGGGUGCGACAGCAGCAGCAGCGGCGGUAGUCAGAACACUGGCAGCACAGACAAGGACGGCAUCAAUGAACCAGCCGCAGUCACCGCGUGUGGCCGCAACAUAGUCCGGCCCAUGACGGCCGCGCGCCUCGCCGACGGCCAGCACACGGCCAACCCGACCGCCGAGGUGCCCGUCUCGCGCGGCUCCAGCGCAACGCUCAGCCCGACCGCUGCCGCCGCCGCCAACCAGUUCGACGCGACGGCGCGGCGCGUCCUCGAGAGCGUCAACGUGCGCGCCGCCGCCGACGGCCGCUGCCUCGCUAUUGACCCGACCGCCGGCGACUUCCGCCAGAACCUGAUCCCCGUCGGCCUCGCGGCGUGCAGCGAGGACCCGGCGCAAAAAUUCGACGUGGUGACGCGCGGGAGGCACAUUGACGGCGCGGACGGCAAGGCACUGCUGGUCAGCGUGCUGACGAAUGGCUGUCUCAACUUUGACAGUCGCCGACCGCAGGGGGAUACGGUGACGCUGUUUUCGUGCGGUGGUCGUGCGGAUGGAGAGGGCCAAACGACGAUGUCUCAACUGUUCCCGUUUAGCGGCAACAAAACCAUUGUUCUUCAGCCUGCUUCGGAUGACGGCAAGUUUUGUCUCGUCGAGGACAAGGACAGGCUGGGAUCAGCGGGCUGCGACAAUCAAAAAGACCAAGUCUUUGAGCUGGUGGAAGUUCUCAAGUCCACAGCGGAUAAGCUCCUUCGGGACUCGGUCGAGUGGGGCCGAUCCACCAGUUCGUCAACAGCUCAACCAGAUCUGCGUCACUUGCUGGUCAUUCAAACCAACCCAACAAACGCAUCCCACCCGACCAACCAACCCCCAGCAAACGCACCGGACGCUGCCCAAGUCAUGGCUACGCCCGUGGCCGUCGCCGUCCUGGCCGCGGUCGGCGUGCCGGUGCUCACCGCGGGCCUGAUCCUCGUGCCCCGGCGGGGCUUCCUCAAGGCCACGGGCGCGGCGCACGCCGUGCUGCCCAAGCCCGUGUCGCGGCUCGACGGCCGCGACGUCGUCGCCAUCCUGCUGCUCAUCGUGGCCAAGCUGCUGCAGCGCGUGCUGGGGCUCGCCCCGCCGCUCGUGCCCUCGCCCGACCGCCUCGGCUUCGACCUGCCCGCGCUGUCCGUCACGAGCACGCUCGCCAUCGACGACGGCGACCUGCAGCGCUUCGACGCCGCGACGUCGCCCGAGGCCCCGAAACCCGACCGCCCGCCCGCCGACGGCAACAACAGCAACAACCGCUCCCUCCUCAUCGCCGCCCUCGCCAACCCCCUCAUGUCCGUCCUGCUCGCCAACCGCCACCUGCCGAUCCACCCGCUCGGCGCCGUCAACACCCGCAACACCUUUACCUUUGUCGACCCCGAGGCCUGCCGCGACCCGACGCGCGUGCUCGACCCGACGCGCGGCAUCACCGUCUCCGCAUCCCUCGGCGGGCCCGCCCACCCCGGCCGCCGGGUCAAGCGCGGCGUCGAGUUCGAGAUUGCCUUUGAGGUCGCGGCCCUGCGCCGCGGCGACACCUCCCCGACCGUCAUCUUCCGGCAGGUCGGCGCCGUGCUGGCCUACCUGCCGCGCGACACCCAGCCGCUCUACCGGAGCGCCCGCGACGACGACGACGACGACGACCUGGAGCCGGCGUGGAUGUCGGCUGACGGCGAGAUUGUCGAGCUCGGCAUGCGUGCGCCCGCCAAGUGGGCGGCGCUGUGCCGCGACUACAACCCGAUCCACAUGUCGAGCGUGCUCGCCCGCGCGUUUGGCUUCCCGGGCCGGAUCGCGCACGGCAACCACGCGCUGGCGCGCGCCGUGGAGCGUAUCGCGCGCGACCCCGCGCGAGUCAUGACGCCGGGCCUGAAUACCGCCGACAAGGCCGUGCUGCUCCUGUCACGCGGCGACGGCGGCAAGGAGACGCCGAGCGCGCUCGAGGUGCGGUUUCAGCGGCCCAUGGUCCUGCCGGCGAGGUUGGGACUCGAGGUGGCUGACGUCAAGGGCGGGUUCGCCCUGCGCGUGGUCAAGAAUGAAAAGGAGCACCUGACAGCGAGGUGGACGAAGCUGUGA